Balaenoptera musculus (blue whale) is the source of this 2709-nucleotide messenger RNA. Its product is annotated as 14-3-3 protein zeta/delta-like. Gene Ontology annotation, biological process: signal transduction. Lineage: Eukaryota; Metazoa; Chordata; Mammalia; Artiodactyla; Balaenopteridae. Gene Ontology annotation, cellular component: cytoplasm. The record is from RefSeq and is a predicted model, not a curated record.
ACCAGGGAAGUCCCUAGCAUCACUAAUUCUUGAAAGGAUCUGAUGUGGCUCACUUCACUAUGACUGGUGACUAGUUUUUUGCCAUUCCCAUGACCAAGCCUCAGAUGGUCCCCUCCCUGGCUUGGUGUGCUGCCUGGGACCCUAGAUCUUCUUCUGUGGGCUGGGAAAGUAUCAGCUUUUAAAAGUCCCCUCCUGUCAGACUCUAAUGCCCUGCUCUUCCCCCGACCCCUGCAGACACACACACAGUCAUUCCUCUAGUCCAACAGUGCUUUCAAUUACUCUGUUGUAACAAGAUAUUGAAUUGCCCAGACCAGUCGUCCCUCUUGGGACCCUUCUCCAUCACCAGCUUUCCUCCUGGGCUCUGUCUAUUUGUGGGGUUCUGGGUCUCCUUGUUCUGGCCUAUCUUGUCACCUACUAAGCCUCAGGGGGACACUCUGAGUCCAGAGCUGUCCCCAGUACGGGUGAUACGUGACCUGGACAUCAGUUGUCUGGAACUGGACUAAGCACCGGGACUCAUUUUACAUAGGCUGCUGAAUAGCAGCCAAAGCAAUGGCUUUCUGACAUAGGGCAAAAUUGAUGAUAGACAAAGGACAUUAUUAAGGGAGCUAGAAUUUAGGAUUCUUCAAGUAUUCUCCCCAGUCUAGCUUAAAAUGCAACAGUCAUGCAUCUGGGUAGCACUACCAGAAGAAUUUUAGUAGUUGGAAAUUUCCGGGGUUCGUUAAAUGCUACAGUUGACCCUUCAACAAUGGCGGGAGGGGGCUGGUGGAAUUGGGGGACCCUCCUGGUGGAAUCAAAAGUCUAUGUAUGGCCGCCUCUCCCGCCCGCUCCUCGGCGCAGCCUCCGCGCCCCGCGCUGCGGCAGCGGCACCCAGCUCUCCCCGACCCGGACGGCGGCGCGGCGGGAAGGCCGGGCCCGGGCACUGGGCCGCGAGCCGAGGCGGCCCGGAAGCGCCCGCCAGAACACCCAGUCAUGGAUAAAAAUGAGCGGUGCAGAAGGCCAAACUGGCCGAGCGGGCUGCGCGAGAUGAUGACAUGGCAGCCCGCAUGAAGUCUGUAACUGAGCAAGGAGCUGAAGUAUCCAAUGAGGAGAGGAAUCUUCUCUCAGUUGCUUAUAAAAAUGUUGUAGGAGCCCGAAGGUCAUCUUGGAGGGUCGUCUCAAGUACUGAGAAAAAGACGAAAGGUGCUGAGAAAAAACAGCAGAUGGCGGAGAAGACAGAGAAAAUUGAGACCGAGCUAAGAGGUAUCUGCAAUGAUGUACUGUCUCUUUUGGAAAAGUUCUUGAUCCCCAGUGCCUCACAAGCAGAGAGCAAAGUCUUCUAUUUGAAAAUGAAAGGAGACUACUACCGUUAUUUGGCUGAGGUUGCUGCAGGUGAUAAGAACGGGACUGUGGGUCAGUCACAGCAAGCAUACCAAGAUGCUUUUGAACUCAGCAAAAAGGAAAUGCAACCAACACAUCCUAUCAGACUGGGUCUGGCCCUUAACUCCUCUGUGUUCUAUUAUGAGAUUCUGAACUCCCCUGAGAAAGCCUGCUCUCUUGCGAAGACAGCAUUUGAUGAAGCCAUUGCUGAACUUGAUACAUUAAGUGAAGAGUCAUACAAAGACAGCACACUAAUAAUGCAGUUACUGAGAGACACCUUGACAUUGUGGACAUCGGAUACCCAAGGAGAUGAAGCUGAAGCAGAAGGAGAGGAAAAUUAACCGGCCUUCCAACUUUUGUCUGCCUCAUUCUAAAAUUGACACAGUAGACCAUUUGUCAUCCAUGCUGUCCCACAAAUAGUUUUUUGUUUAUGAUUUAUGACAGGUUUGUGUUACUUCUAUUUGAAUUUCUAUAUUUCCCAUGUGGUUUUUAUGCUUAAUAUUAGGGGAUUAGAGCCAGUUAACAUUUAGGGAGUUAUCUGUUUUCAUCGUGAGGUGGCCAAUAUGGGGAUGUGGAAUUUUUAUACAAGUUAUAAAUGUUUGGCAUAGUACUUUUGGUACGUUGUGGCUUCACAAGGGCCAGUGUUAAAACUGCUUCCAUGUCUAAAGCAAAGAAAACUGCCUAUGUAUUUGUUUGUCCUGGUGGGGAAUAAAAGGGAUAAUUGGUUCCAGUCACAGGUGUAGCUGUGGGUACUUUAAGGUUUGGAGCACUUACAAGGCUAUAGUAGAAAUAGAUAUCCCAUGGAUGUUACAUGUUAAACCAUGUGUUACCUGUGGAAUACUCAGUCUCAAUGUGCACACCACUGACUACAGCUACAGAAGUGUUCCUUUAGUUGUGACCCAAUUUACUCUGGAUAAGGGCAGAAACGGUUCACAUUCCAUUAUUUGUAAAGUUACCUGCUGUUUGCUUUCAUUAUUUUUGCUACACUCAUUUUAUUUGUAUUUAAAUGUUUUAGGCAACCUAAGAACAAAUGUACAACUAAAGAUGCAGUAAAAAUGAAUUGCUUGAUAUUCAUUACUUCAUGUAUAUCAAGCGCAGCAGUAAAACAAAAAACCCAUGUAUUUAACAUUUUUUAGGUUUUUGGUUUUUUUUGUUUGUUUGUUUUUGAUACUUGCCUAACAUGCAUGUGCUGUAAAAAUAGUUAACAGGGAAAUAACUUGAGAUGAUGGCUAGCUUUGUUUAAUGUCUUAUGAGAUUUUCAUGAACAAUCCAAGCAUAAUUGUUAAGAACACGUGUAUUAAGUUCAUGUAAGUGGAAUAAAAGUUUUAUGAACGGACUUUUCAAAAAAAAAAA